CGCUGAGGGCGGGAAGCGCUCUGCUCUCUGGGGAGGCCGCGCUCCAGAAGUGAUGCUGGCAAAGCUGUGCCCUCUGUAGGCGGGGUAGAACAAAACCCUUUGCUUCCUAAGUGUGAUCUGGGUCUAGUGUGAAUUCCUCUAGUGUUUCAUCGAGGUUCCUGCCCUGAAGUACUCGCCAGAGGGGCUGUGUGUCAUUAAAUGCAAGAGCAGUGGAGAGAAAUAACCAACACUGCAGAAAACUCAAGAAAUGAUGAAAAGUGAUAGCCAAACCCAGAACCUUGAGGGGAUAAUUAAAGAGCUGUGCAUAUGUAAUGGAUUGUCUUAUGAGAACAUUGAUCAAGAGGGACUGAAAACAACAGCGCUGGAGAUGUUUUUUUCAGGUUACCCUAGAAUUGUAGGCAUGAAAUAUUUCCCAAAUCUAACUACUCUCACUCUUGUUGGGCAACGUAUUGAAAACAUUACAGACCUGAAGCACUGCUUGUUGCUCAGAGAGCUGUGGAUUGCUGAAUGUUGUUUAGUGAAAAUAGAUGGUCUACAAAACUGUGUAAAUUUAGAAAAGCUUUACCUUUAUUGCAAUGAAAUUUCCAAGAUUGAAAAUCUGGAAGCCCUAACAAAGCUGAAUGUACUUUGGCUGAAUAAUAACCAGAUCAAGAACAUUGAGGGCUUACAUACUCUGCAGAAUUUGCAAGAGGUCAACUUUGCUGGAAACUUAAUAGAAAAAAUAGGAAGUUGCUUGGACUUCAAUACAAAAAUUGAAAUCAUAAACCUCUCUGGUAACAAAUUAUCUUCCUUCAAGGAACUCACCAAUUUGUCAAGACUACCUAAUUUAAAAGAUUUGGCCCUAAAUGAUCCUCUGUAUGGACCCAACCCUGUCUGCCUUCUUUCUAAUUAUGCCAUCCAUGUGCUGUAUCAUUUACCACGGCUUCAAAGGUUUGAUACGUAUGAUGUUUCUCAAAAGCACAUCAAGAUUCUGGCAGAGACCACAGUUAUGAAAAAAAUAACGUACUAUCGCAUGCAUGUAAAAGGUGUUCAGAGACAGCUCCAUGACAAGCUCGAGGAGCUAAAAGAAAAGAAAUGCAGAUUGCAGAAUUUGCCUGAAAAUAAGAUAAAGUUGUUCAGCUGCAACAUAAAACAUCUGGAAUGUGAACUGGACAAGAUGGAAAUGCAGGAUAAAACAUCAAGUAAUGAAUCCCAAAGGAGCAAGAAUCUGAAAAGUGAAAAUUCAGUUCAUGAUAAGGAAGAUAUAGAAAAGGCACGCCUUCAAAAGGCAUUCGUACGAAAAAUAAAUGCCAUGAAGGAAAGAAUAACAUUCUGGAACAGAAAACUGGAUGAAAUUGAAAAAGAUUACCAAAUGGAAAUUAAGAAGAAGAAGAAGAGUUUUAACUUGUUAGUACAAUUCUUGUUGUUGGAAUUGGAAACAGUGGGAAACAUUCACUUUGAAGAAGGAUUAUCAAAUAAGCCCUGGUUUAGCUCCUGCUGCGAUCUAAUUCAAUCACGAUUUAGUAACAGGGAUUUCAGAGCAUAUGAUAUCAUUGGAGUGAAAAUAAACCGUGUAUUUAGAGUGCACAAUGAAAUUCUGAGGCUGAAAUUUGAAGAGAAGAUCCAAAUGUUUCUGGAAAAAGAAACUUUCAAUGUAGCAGAAAACUACAAAGAGAAGAUGGAGUAUCUGUUUUAUGUAUUUAAUCCUGAAUUGUCAGUUAAGGAAAAGCAGCUGCUUCAGAUACUGGGGGAUGGCUUUCAUGACCUGGAAAUGCAUGUGCAGCCUGGGAGGAAUGAAGCUGUUGUUCUUUGUAACAGUCUAAGCAUAUGUGAAUGUCCCAGAAUAGAGUUUCUGAAACAACAAGCCAAGGCUGAAGGCAAAAACAGGAGUGAUCCUGAGGAGUCAUUCAGGCAUGGGACAGUGAUCAUCGCAAAAGUUUUCCUUGGCCACAGUGCUCCAGUUUGUCCAAUGAAUCCCAUCUGUCAAGUCAAUUACCCAGAAGCUAAUUCAGUAUUCAGGCCAUGGAAAUGCCUAGAAAGGGAUGCCUCUAUUUCAGAUAAUGAAAUGCGGGCUUCUUUGGAACAGAGAAAUCGUGACUGCAGUGGGCGGCAGUGUGAGUGGUUUGUGUUUGACCAUGAACUGGUCCUGCCAGAAUACAUCGCCGAGUUUGAGUACGUUACACUGGUCAAAGACAAGUCUCUGUUUUCAACAUGCAAUAUAAUUAUGGAAGAGAGAAAGAGAAGCACAGAAGUAUUUAUUCUGUCUCAUGACUUGCAACGUGAUGAUGAAGUUCUGAACAUGGAACCAACAGUAGAAGUGAGGCCUAAGAUUACUUGUUUAGAUGAAGAAAAAAUACUUUCAGUAGCUAAGACCAAUAUCUACCGUCAGCUACAGGUCUUGAAUCUGCAUGGAAACCGCCUGAACAAGCUGCAGAAUAUCUCUAGAUUUAAAACACUUCGAAAGCUUAUCAUCAGCUUUAAUGAAUUUCCUUCCUUAAAUGAUAUUUAUGACUUGCCCAACCUGGAGUAUUUUGAUGCAAGCCAUAACCAUGUGAUCACUCUUGAGGGCAUUAGAGGUUUGAGCAAACUGCAAUUCUUCGACCUGAGCUGGAAUCAGCUGAAAAAGUCCAAGGAAGUUAUAAACAUCUUAUGUAAACACACUCCCAGUUUACAAAGCCUGGACAUCACACACAACCCAUGGUAUAAGCCCACCUCCUUGCGGCUCAGUGUCAUUGGUCGAUUGAAGACCCUCACUAACCUAGAUGGAGUCCCAGUUACUGAUGAAGAAGCUGCAGAAGCAGUACGCUAUAUUGCAGGAUCAAAGAUAACCCAGGCAUCACUGUUGGAAUAUUCUAGGACUGAUGAAGAAAAACCCCCCAUUCUCAGUGUAUUUUCUUGUGCUACAGUUCUGUCUCAAAUCAGCAAGAACAGGGUGGAUUUACAGAUACAUCAUAAUAACUGGUAUUCAGUGAUCACUGUCCUAAAUCUGGAUGACCAACAUCUCUUCAAAAUUUCCAACUUGGAAAAACUGGAGCAUUUAAGAUGGGCAUCAUUUAGCAACAACAAUCUCACACAAAUAGAAGGACUAGAGUCUUGUCUUAACCUCGAAGAACUCACUUUAGAUGAAAACUGCAUUUCAACACUUGAUGGAAUUUCAAAGCUCACCAAACUGACAAGACUCAGUGUCAAUAAUAACCAUCUUACCAGCCUCAAAAGACAUGUGUUUGAGAAUCUGUCUCAUCUUCAUUACAUUUCUGUUGAGAACAACAGGAUCACGUCAUUAGUUGGUUUAAAGAAUACAUACUCCCUAACAGAAUUAUACAUGAGUAAUAACUGUGUUUCUACGAGCCACGAGAUGUAUCAUUUAAAGGGUUUAACUAAUCUGAUGAUUCUGGACAUGAGUGGAAAUAGAAUAGUCUGGAAACAAGAUAACUACCGGCUCUUUGUGUUAUUCCAUCUUCCCUCUCUCCAAGCUUUAGAUGGCAUAUCUGUAGAACCUGCAGAAGGAGAAUGUGCAAAAGAUUUGUUUGGAGGCAAACUCACUUCUGACAUGAUUGCAGAUAGGCUGGGACAUUCAGACUUCACAGAAAUGCAAGAAUUAAAUUGGACAAACUCUAACAUAAGAGCUGUAGAGCUGGUGCCAGCAGAUGAGUUUAGAAAUGUCAACAACGUGAAUUUACAGAACAACAAUCUCACGUCUUUCAGUGGAUUAAUCUUCCUUCCUAAUGUCAAGGUAUUAUGUCUGAAUUACAAUCACAUUGAAUCAAUACUGCCUGGACAAAAGUCUGCAAAUGAGAUAACAAAUAGGCAGCAACUGCACCGGAAGGUGGUCUCUAGUGGGUACGGACAAGAAGAAUAUACCAAAGGAAGAAGAGAUGCAGGGUUUGGAGAAAAUCUGCCUCCGAUAAUGCAGAGUUUGGAAGUUCUUCAUCUCGGCCAUAAUGGCAUUACUGACAUGGCUCACCUACAGCUUGGAAGGCUAAAAAACCUGAAGUUUCUAUUUUUGCAGGGAAAUUUUAUCAGCCAAAUUGAAGGACUUGAAGAUCUCCAGCUUCUGCAGGAGUUGGUGCUGGACCAUAACCGCAUUAAAAGAAUUUCACAAGGCUCUCUUGCUGGACAGAGUGGUCUUCAGAGUCUUCAUCUAGAGAAAAACCACAUACGAGAACUGAACGGUUUAAAACCCUUGGUAAAAUUACAGAAACUCUUUCUUCAGUUCAACAGAAUUCAGGAAUUAUCCGAACUAGAAAAACUUCAAGUUAUUCCGUGUCUCAAGGUGCUCUCACUGCAUGGAAAUCCAGUUUAUCUCAAGAAGAACUACCGCUCAUUGCUUAUCAUUCAGCUGCCAGCGCUACAAGUGUUAGAUGGAGUUGCAGUAAAUGCAGAAGAAAGGGAUUUCCCAGUUGCAAACUCCACAAAGGACUCUGGAUUUCCUGCACUGCCAGACAAUUUUACAAGACGCACUCCUCUCAAGAUAUCAACAGUGGAUCUCAAUGAAAGCAUUAAUCAUUUAUUUGAUCUUACAUUUGCUCAUAAAGUUGAAGAGCCUCUACUGGAUAAGUCAAAUAAAAGUACGCCUAGGAAGCCAGAAAUUACAUCACAUAGUCUUCGAAGCAGCCAUGUAGAAAGAGCUCUUAGGCAAGCCAAAGGAGCAGCAACUAAUCUUAGAAACAAUUUGGUGCCUCACAGUGCUACUUCUCAAACCAGCCAACUGCAUACGAACAACAGAGAAAAUGCGGGCAGGUGAAAACUCUUACCAACUCUAAACACAGCUUUCUUAAGAGGGGGUUAGGGCCAAAGUACCUCUCUUCCUCCUUCAUUUGACUGAUGUGCAAGAAAACAAUACUUUUUUCUCCAAAUGCUGCCAAGUUUUCUUUCUCUGAUUCCAGAUCCACCAAAACUGUGUUUUAUCUCUUUCUUCUGAUAAAACGUGCAAUGCAUCUGUGAAAACAUCCUAGGAAACAAUUUAAAAUUUUGCAGUUAAAACAAUGAAUAUUAAAUGGAGCCAGCUGUUUGAUAAAAAUAAGGUUGUAUCUACCAAAUCCCCGUUUAAUCUUGUUCUGUCAUCAGCUCAAAACUUCAUUUUGUUUUGUAUUUCUGUUGCCCGGAUUCCAGUUUUGUUUAGUAAUCGAGAAUAUUAAGUAUGGGAGCAGAAGUGCAAGAGUGAAGCUGUUACUGUGGUUAAUUAUGUCUAUUCAUUGGCAUGUAAACAGCAGUAUCUUUCUAUUACUUGAUGCCAACAGCCGAAAUGAGACAGGUAUGUUACACCAGCAUUUCUUAGUGUAUCAAACAUUUAUCCACUAUAGGAAAGUGGACAGCUCUGGCACUAAGACAUUUCUAACUUGAUUAAUGUUUGCUGCCUCAGGAGAUCCCAUCAAAGUCAGCUGUGUAAAUGAGUGAGGUGACUCUGUGUAGUCAGUAGUGAGCUGUUCGGUUUUUUUGCAAGAUUAGUCUCAAAUUAGUGUUUUUCUUACAUAUACUUAAUACAUUUUUAUACUAGAAACUAUGAUACAAGCCCUGUUUUUUCUUGCUAGAAAAAAAAAUCAUUGGGCUAUAUUUUGCCAUCAAGAAGGAGAGAGCUAGUUAAGGGCUUGUUCCCAGAGGUGUUUCUCACACAAUCAUCUUCAGUUGGUUUUUGGAUAGGCACAGAUACAACAGGAGCAGUUUCCAAAGGAAAAUGUACUUCCGGUGACCGAUAUGACCAAACCUCUAGAGGGAAACACUUUAAAUAAACUUGAUUUAAUCAGGUAGUGCUGUGCUGACUCAGAUGUUACAGACGAGAAAGCAGGUCAGAGGAAAUGAUAUUAUUCAUGAUGGCUGUUCUAUACAAUGCAAAAUUCCCCCAGCCUAGUUUGAAGCUGGCCUCUCCGUAUAACCGCGUCCUACAUUAAAUGUGUACUACCGAGGAUCCUUCUGCAGGAGCUUCUCUUUACACUUCUCAGAUAGGGCAGAUGAAAUGCCACAGCAAAUACCCUCUCUUGAUCACUGCGUUUCCAUUUCUUCACAUGCCACACGUUCUUUGAUCCAUUCCUAUUUCCCUCAGCAUGUUAUAACAUUGCAGAACUAUGCAUAGAAUCUGGGCGGUUCCAAUUUAAUCUUUUCUUCUUAUGAAAUCCAGCAUACUAAAAGAAGAAGAGGACAGCAAAGGCACCCAGACAUAACAAAUGUUUGCCUCUGAUUAAGCAACACCAGUCAUGUCAUCUCAGAUUAGAUGAAAUGCUGUUUUAGAACAGGUCAGGCCUUUUUCCACCUUUUUCACCUUUCCCCUCGUGGCAUCAAUUCAGGCAGAGUUAAAGCUAUUCGGGUAUCAUAACACAACUCUUUUUACCUUGCUGUGGUUAGAUUUCCUUGAAAUAUUAUCUUCCCUGAAUUUCUUAACUUUAUAAUGCAUAGUUUGAGGAUAUCUGUAGCUUCUCUUAGCAUUUCACCUAUAAAAGUUACUGACAUUUCCUUCAUUUCUAUUUUAAUUUUAUUUUUUUAAUAUUGAUAAAUCUUACAUACAACCUUAUAUUAAAAAUUGAACGGGAAUGUUGUCAUGCAAUACUUUUCAUUAGUUCUGUUAUACAAGAUCUAUCUUCAGUCAGUAUUUAUUUAUUUUUCUGACAUCAGGGAAGAUUCACUGAUACAUCAAAGCAGGAGGACUACAGUAAUUAUUUAAGCUAUAUUUAUAGUCGCUUUGCUUCACCUGAAAAAGUGCAAAGAUAUGAACUCACACUUCUCUUCCUUAGUCUGUAGUCAAAUAGUUUGUUAGUACAAUAAUGCGAGUUCAACUUUGACUGUAUAUCCAUGCAGGGAGGAAGGUCCUCAUUUCCACCAUUAAAAAAAAAAAAGUGUUAAGGUUCCUUCAGCUCUUUUUUACAGUGUUCUUUCAAAUUCAGCCCCAUGCUCCAUCAAUAUGCAAGGUACCUUGCAGACAGGAGAUCUUUUAGGACAGUUAAUGCUCCCGUUGGAAUGCCAUGCUAGUGAGCCACUGCACCGCGGAAUUGCUUCAUGAGCAUUCGCAGCAGGAGGCCACAGGGCAAGCGGCUGGUGGACCACAGGAAGGCAGGUACCCUUUGGAAUAAGCUGAAUAUUUAUCCUAGGUUUGUGUUAAUCAUAACACUUAUUAUGAUUGCUAUUAAUAACUUAAGCUUACUUCCAUCUAAUUUGUUCAAAUGUGGUCUAUGUACAGCAUGUAUUUAUACUGAAAGUUUAAAGCACAUGUAUCUUUCCUUUGUUGUGGUCAGGAAGAACCCACAGAAGGCGGCAAAAAAAAGUUUUCUUUCACCUCAUUUUAGUUCAAAAACGAACAAAUACCUUUCCUUGAAUUUUCUCAUUCUCUUAGAGAGCUGGUUGCAAAUGUUCAGGGAAAGCAGGUAUGAAAGAAGGAGCCUGAAUCCCUGCUUAAUGUGCAAAACAACUUUGUUUUACCAUUGCAGUUUCCACUAUAGUUCCCUGCUUACAGCAGAACAUCUGCCUUGUUUGCCUUUCUGAACAGUAAAAUCUCCCAGGCUUCUUUCUGUUCACGUUUAAAUAUUGUAGUUUUACAUUUCAAUAGAAGACAAAUUCCACCAAGGAGAGAUUAUCAAAAAAGAUCAUUUGCACACAAAUGAAAACACCUGUGUUUUAAGACUAUUGCUUUUUAUCCUUUAAUGGCACAAAACAGUAGGGGGUCAUUCCAUCAGCUAUUUGUUGAUGAGAGUGGUUAUAAGAUAAUACACUCUUAUCUCAUAGGUUCUUUCAGGCCUCUUCUGGGAUGCAGGCUCCCUAGUAUUUGGUCAGUACUGCUUUUACAUCAUCACAUCCCGAACGGGGUUAAAAGCUGCCUCCGCAUCCAAAGAAAUCAACAAGCUUUAAACAUACUUGUGAAGGGAGGUACUGAAGUACAUGACAGAAUCGUGGAUCUGUGUUUAGAGGUAGAUCUCCGAGUUACUUCAGCCAAGUUCUGGUUAUGUGUAAUAAAGCUGUUCCCAUGGGAGUGCA
This is a messenger RNA of Numida meleagris (helmeted guineafowl), 7938 nucleotides long. Its product is annotated as leucine-rich repeat-containing protein 9-like. The transcript has 32 exons. Lineage: Eukaryota; Metazoa; Chordata; Aves; Galliformes; Numididae. Gene Ontology annotation, molecular function: protein binding. The record is from RefSeq and is a predicted model, not a curated record. The coding region runs from base 248 to 4723 and encodes 1491 amino acids.